This is a messenger RNA of Durio zibethinus, 1886 nucleotides long. Lineage: Eukaryota; Viridiplantae; Streptophyta; Magnoliopsida; Malvales; Malvaceae. The record is from RefSeq and is a predicted model, not a curated record.
UCAAUUAUAGUAGGACAAUGACCCCAAAUAUAAUAGUUAUGGUUCCUAAAUUAAAGCUUUAUACUUGGCCAUUUGUAAACUCAAAUGAAAUUAAGUUCCGCAAAGGUGCCUAAGGAGUCAAAGGGGGCCUCCCCAAGUCAUGUAGGAUAUCAUAAUAGCUCUCUUCACUCUGAAAGGAGGAGCAGCAGCCACACAACUCUUCCCUUCCAACCAGCAGAUCACCUAGAGCAAUGGUCAUCAGUAGCCGUAGACAUGCACAACAACAACAGCAACAAUCAUCUUCAUCAGCCCCAAAGUAGCCACACAUCAACCAGCCGUUCAUCGGACUACUCCGCCGGCGGUGAGCCUUGUGCCACGGGUAACAAAUGGGCUUCAAGGCUUCUAAGGGAAUGUGCUAGAGCCAUCUCCGACAAGGAUUCUAGCAAAAUCCAUCACCUUCUUUGGAUGUUGAACGAGCUCGCUUCCCCUUACGGAGAUUGUGAUCAGAAACUAGCAUCAUAUUUCUUGCAAGCACUGUUUUGUAAGGCUACUGAAUCAGGGCAACGAUGCUACAAAACCCUAACUUCAGUUGCAGAAAAGAGCCACUCCUUUGAUUCAGCUAGGAAGUUAAUCCUCAAGUUCCAAGAGGUAAGUCCAUGGACAACUUUUGGUCAUGUAGCUGCCAAUGGUGCAAUUUUGGAAGCCUUAGAUGGGGAAACCAAACUUCAUAUCAUCGAUAUAAGCAAUACCCUUUGCACCCAAUGGCCUACUUUGCUAGAAGCUUUAGCCACAAGAAACGAUGAGACACCACACUUAAAGCUCACUGUUGUGGUAACUGCUAAUAUUGUAAGAUCUGUCAUGAAGGAAAUAAGCCAGCGAAUGGAGAAAUUUGCUAGGUUAAUGGGUGUGCCUUUCGAGUUUAAUGUAAUAAGUGGGCUAAAUCACUUAGGUGAACUCACAAAGGAAGCCCUCGGUGUUCUUGAGGAUGAAGCCAUCGCGGUGAAUUGUAUCGGGGCCUUGAGAAGAGUUGCAGUCGAGGAAAGAGGAGCUGUGAUCCAGAUGUUUCAAUCCCUUGGGCCUAAAGUUGUCACAGUUGUUGAAGAAGAAGCUGAUUUUUCAAGCACCCGAUAUGACUUUGUCAGGUGCUUUGAAGAAUGCCUAAGAUUUUAUACAUUGUACUUUGAGAUGCUUGAGGAAAGCUUUAUCCCAACCAGCAAUGAGAAGUUGAUGCUCGAGAGAGAGUGCUCAAGGAGUAUAGUUAGGGUUUUGGCUUGUGAUCAUGACCAAGACAGUGGCGGAGAGUGUGAGAGAAGGGAGAGAGGGAGCCAAUGGUCUGACAGGCUCAAGGAGGCUUUUUCACCUGUUGGAUUUAGCGACGACGUUGUUGAUGAUGUCAAGGCAUUGCUAAAGAGGUACAGAACAGGAUGGGCACUUGCACAACCACAUCAAGAUGAUACAGGAUUUUACUUAACAUGGAAAGAGGAACCUGUAGUAUGGGUAUCAGCCUGGAAACCCUAAAAAUUUGGCCAAAUUUGCAACCAUGAGUUCUAUGUUCUGAAACCAAAAGUGAAGCUUUUGCACUGCAUUUAUGCACGAAUUUGGAAGCAAUGAAACAUGCAGAUGGAGUUCACUUUUCAUAUCUUCUUCUCAUUUCAUAAAUAUAUUUGCAUGCUUGUAUUUUAUCUAAUGUCCACUCUUUUUUUCAGCUUUAUGCUUUGGAGUUUGUGAUUUUUCUUUUUCUGCUUUAGAUAUAUUAUUGUUGUUUGAAGGUGUUUGCAUUUGUGCCUCUGUCAAAUUCCAAUUUGGAUUGCUCCCUGUAUUAAUUUCCUUAUUUUCCUCAUCCCUUUCUCAGAUUUUUGUAACUAAAAAUAUGAACUAUAUAUUGUGAUUGAAAGAUGAGAAAUAAU